Molecule: messenger RNA, 1628 nt
Organism: Bufo gargarizans (Asiatic toad)
Lineage: Eukaryota; Metazoa; Chordata; Amphibia; Anura; Bufonidae
Gene: SNAPC1
Product: small nuclear RNA activating complex polypeptide 1
Exons: 12
Coding region: 143-1213 (356 amino acids)
Biological process (GO): snRNA transcription by RNA polymerase II; snRNA transcription by RNA polymerase III
Cellular component (GO): snRNA-activating protein complex
Molecular function (GO): sequence-specific DNA binding
Source: RefSeq, a predicted model, not a curated record
GGCGUGGUGACGUCACGGCUUCGUGGAAUCCUGCGCGCUAUCCCUUACGGAGUCCGGGAGAAGCAGCAGCAGCGGCGGCGGUGGUGUGGAGACCAGGAGCGGCGCAGGGAGCAGAAGUCUUUCGUUUUGGAGAGGCCACAGCAUGAAUUUUCCAGGAAUCAAAGAAGACUGUGAGACCUUCCUUGGCCUCUUCCAGACCACCGACACUGUGCGUUAUGAGGAAUUCUUAUCAAUAUGGAAAGAGAUCAAAUUCAACACCAUUUUCUAUGGUGGGAUGAGGAGUCUGGAGUGUAAUAGGUUCACAAGAGAAUUGUUUUCUGUUGUCUCAGCCUAUUUCCUCCCACCCUACACAUUUCAGAUUCGAGUGGCUGCCAUGUACUUAAUGUAUGGUCUAUAUAACACUCAGCUGUGUCAGCCCAAACAAAAGAUACGUAUAGCCCUGAAGGACUGGACUGAUGUAGAACAGUUACAUCAGGAACUAAUCAGUGCGCAGCAUUUAGACGCUGUAUACAUCUACAGACAGCUGCGCCUCAUGCGGGCCUUUUACUUCACAGGGAUGCCCACCAUGCUUACCUUCAAGUCACAGAAGAGCAUGAAACCUAUAGAAAGCAGGGAGGAAUUUAUGGAAAAAAAAGACAGAGUAGCCGACUUGAUAACGUCAGAAUCUUUGGAGGAAAUCAUGAAUAUUCAAGAGCACUACCAGAAAACAAAAUGUAAUCUUUCUGCAGAUCGAUCCCAGCCAAAUAAGGCUCUGAGUUUGCUAAAAGAGGACUUUACAGAUAAUAUGCAGUCUCUAGUAGAAGAACAUCAGUUUUGGACGCAAGAAAAAGCGGCACCAAGAACCAAACUUGAUGAUGAGCAAGAAGGCACUUCUCAAGAAUCAGAGGGGUCAGAGAGAGCAAGACAUCUGGCGCAGAUAAAAUCUAAAACCUACACUGCAGUGACACAGGCGGUCAGGUCCAGACGUCACCGGCAGGUUCAGAUGGCGAUGAAAUCCACUGUGGCUGAAAUACAUAUUCCAAUCACUAAAGCAGAAAGGGAACGAUUAAGGAGAGCCAGGAGGAGGGCUUGGCGAGAAGCCACAAAGAAAGCCAACAUGCCAUUACCUGAGAAGGAACCUGUGAAAAUGCCAGUGAUUCCAGAGGAAGAGUCUUCAUCCAGCAGUGAAGAUCUUCAAGCUUCAAAGAGACUAAGAAUAGGCCAAGAUUUAUGAUCUUGACUGCCAAGCAGAAGAGUGAAGAACUGUACAGGACGACAUAGAAACAUUUGUAUAUACUGUGCCUGUAAUAUAUUUUUAUACUGGUGACUGCAUUUUUUGGGGGGAGCCCAAGUAAUAGAAUGUUAUUUAUUCUGUGUUUUUUUUGUUGUUGUGGUCCCCGGCUGUUUUUACUGCACUUUAAUCUCCUUAUGCAACGUCUGCCAUGGACGGGAUCACAUGGGUCACUGCCGCUAAUGACUGAUCUCAUCACUGACGUCUCCUCAAGCGGCAUGUGACCCAUCAGGGACUUGCUGCUUUGGGACAGGUUACCGCUGAGGCUAGUGAUACAGGUACUGGAGCACAGUAAAGACAGCUGGGGGCCUGGGGGGGGGUUCUAGGGUUAAAAAAAGAAGUCAACCCUGGACAACCU